AUCAAUUAUUUUAACUCAAAACAGGAACAUUGUAUCUUUUUCAUAAUCAAUCAAAAAAUAAUUAAUCUAAAACAACGCAGCUAAACUUAAAUAAAAACCCCACCCCAAAAAACAUCUACAACAUUCAUAGCCACUCAUUUACCAUACUAGUGUUCCCCCAUGAGAUUUGUCUCCCACCGCCUCGCCUUUCUACUUGAACCACUCCAAGCCACUCGCGCUCUCCCCAUCCGAAAAACCUAUUCAAAACCUCCGAACGGCGUGAAACCUUGAACCUCGAAGCCCUAAUUAUCCUCCAAAAUGGCGACCAUGACCACCUCCACCCUCGCCGCCAAGCCCAAAACUCCCUUCCUCGACCACCGCCACUCCUCCUUCCACGGCCUCUCCCCCCCCUCCCACGUCUCUGCCGCCGCCGCUCGCUCGCCCGGCUCCUCCAGCCUCUCCAUCUCCGCCUCCACCGCCGACCCCAGGUAUGACCUCAACUCCAUCCGCUUCGAGCCCAUCAAAGAAUCGAUCGUCUCCCGCGAGAUGACCCGGCGAUACAUGACGGAUAUGAUCACCUACGCGGACACCGACGUCGUCGUCAUCGGCGCCGGCUCCGCCGGGCUCUCCUGCGCCUAUGAGCUCUCCAAGGACCCCUCCGUCCGUGUCGCCAUCGUGGAGCAGUCCGUCUCCCCCGGCGGCGGCGCCUGGCUGGGCGGCCAACUCUUCUCCGCCAUGGUCGUCCGCAAGCCCGCCCACCUCUUCCUCGACGAGCUCGAUCCCUACGACGAGCAGGACACGUACGUCGUCAUCAAGCACGCUGCGCUCUUCACCUCCACCAUCAUGAGCCGCCUCCUUGCCUGGCCCAACGUCAAGCUCUUCAACGCCAUGGCGGCGGAGGACCUCAUCGUGAAAGAAGGGAGGGUCGGCGGCGUGGUGACUAACUGGGCCUUGGUGUCGAUGAACCACGAUACCCAGUCGUGCAUGGAUCCGAACGUGGUGGAGGCCAAAGUGGUGGUGAGCUCCUACGGGCAUGACGGCCCGUUCGGAGCCACCGGUGUGAAGCGGUUGAAGGACAUCGGGAUGAUCGACUCGGUCCCUGGGAUGAAGGCCGUCGACAUGAACGCGGCGGAGGAUGCAAUCGUCCGCCUCACCAAGGAGAUCGUCCCGGGGAUGAUCAUCACCGGCAUGGAGGACGCCGAGAUCGAUGGCGCGCCCAGAAUGGGGCCAACGUUCGGGGCGAUGAUGAUUUCCGGGCAGAAGGCGGCGCAUCUCGCUUUGAAGGCAUUGGGGAGGCCGAACGCGUUGGACGGGACCAUCGGGACCGAGAAGGUGCAACCGGAGAUGGUGCUGGCCUCAUCGACGGACGGUGGGAAUGUCGUUGAUGCUUGAGUAGCUGUGAGGAAAAAUAAUAGAGGGAGAAGGGAAGGGUGGGGCUGUGGAUGAGGUGAGGGGCUGUUAUGUGUCAAUGUUGAGAAGUGAAAGAAACCUCCUCUGCGUCGAAACAAAGAAACCUUCUACAAAAAAA
Messenger RNA from Elaeis guineensis (African oil palm), 1507 nucleotides. Lineage: Eukaryota; Viridiplantae; Streptophyta; Magnoliopsida; Arecales; Arecaceae. The record is from RefSeq and is a predicted model, not a curated record.